AUGAAGAUCUCUCAGCUUCUCCAAGUCAUUACCGUAGCGCUGCUGGUUAUUGCGCUUUUGCCUGAGUAUGGUGCCGCUUCAGUCGAUGAUAUCGGCCUGAACGCCGAUUUCGAGCGAUUCGCUCCCAAUGGCUGCCUGCAGAACCAAACCCUCUGUGGCUCACUCUGCACCUUCUUGAAAUCGGAUCCAAACCACUGCGGCAGCUGCAACCGAUACUGCGCCACCGAUUUUAUGUGCUGCUCCGCCACUUGCACCUCGCUUCUCACCGACAAGAAGAACUGCGGCAAAUGCGGCAGGUUCUGCCGCGGAACCUGCAUCGCUGGUACCUGCGACUAUGGUGCAGCUGGCACGCCGUUGAAGAAGUAA
Closterium sp. Naga37s-1 is the source of this 366-nucleotide messenger RNA. Lineage: Eukaryota; Viridiplantae; Streptophyta; Zygnematophyceae; Desmidiales; Closteriaceae. The record is from the annotation of a GenBank genome assembly.